This is a messenger RNA of Magnolia sinica, 2296 nucleotides long. RefSeq lists its product as uncharacterized. Lineage: Eukaryota; Viridiplantae; Streptophyta; Magnoliopsida; Magnoliales; Magnoliaceae. The record is from RefSeq and is a predicted model, not a curated record. Gene Ontology annotation, molecular function: ubiquitin-like protein conjugating enzyme binding; ubiquitin protein ligase activity. The coding region runs from base 878 to 2296 and encodes 472 amino acids. The transcript has 3 exons. Gene Ontology annotation, biological process: ubiquitin-dependent protein catabolic process. Gene Ontology annotation, cellular component: endoplasmic reticulum.
GCAGCUACAAUUUCGAUGCGGGUAUAGAGAAAGAAAAGGAAAAGAGGUAAAGGUGAGGAGAGGAUUUUGAUUUUUAGAUAAAAGGAGAGAGAGCAAAGGUAAGGGAUGAGAUUGGGAGGGAUUUCCCUCCGUAUCCUCCUAAGAUCCAAACGAUGGAACUGGCAUGACUGAAAUUCAUCUCUGUACAAACAGGAAAGGGAUGGGACUACGAUGGAUUUAACGACCCAAUCCCUCCUAAUCUCGCUGAAUCCUCCCGGCCAAACGGGCCUAAAGAGGGCCUUGUAAGGUGACUGGCUCAUAAGUGAGUCGUACAGUAGGAGAAAUCCGAGUAAUGAUAUACGUGGUACGUAUCUUUAUAAAGUGCACACGCGCCUAACUGAUAGGAUAAGUGGGGCCCAUGGUUAGGUUUUCAGACCAUUGGAUUAUUUUAUACAACUUCAGAUGGAAUAUCAAUCAUAUAUCUUCCUUAUAAGACUAAUUAGCAUUUGGAUUUCUGGUCCACUGAUAGACGGUUAAGAAGAAAAAUACAAAGAUUGUUCACAUUCAAAUAAAAGAGGUCCUCAUUGGGAUCGUACAGAAGCAUGUGGGCAGUUCCCUUUCUUUUGACGGCGUUCACAGAAGAUCAAUGGUCUGGAUUUCCGACACGUGGCUCUUAUUUGUCAGAAACGCGAACGCGUGUAUACUUGCAAAGUCGUGGGACGCGUACCAUACAAUUUUCUAUAUGCAGACUGUAUCCCUCGUUUUGGGCAUCUAAUAUCUCUCUCUCUUUCUCUCUCUCCAACGACGGGAGGAUGCAUCAGAGCCUCUGAAAAUACACAGAAUCAUCUCGCGAUGAUCUUUCCUCAGGGUUUUCUAGAAUGAAAAAAGAAGGAAGAGAAUGGAUCUGAAUCUAUACCUAGGUUUGCCACGCUCCCCGAUUCGCCGCGGGUCAGACCUCGGCUCAGAUCUCGCCCUAGCUUUGAUACCGUUGUCAGCUGAAGAAACCGGUUCAAACCAGAUGUCUGGUUUUAUGCCUGCGUCGGAUUCUCAUGCUCCGUACUCGCCCACCCAUGCUUCGUAUACACCCAACUUGCCACCGAUCGAACCUUUGGACCCCACUGAGGAACCUCAAAUUCCCCGUUUUGACCAUGCGCCAUACACUCCAUCCCUUCCGUUCUAUAGGUUGGUCCCACCAUCGUUGGCGCAGAACAGUCCAGAACCCAACGGUAGCUCCCGUCUUGAGUACUGCCCGCACUUGCCAUCUUACAUUCCCGUCUCCCCAACCCCAGAUCGAACUGGGGUUGAACCUCGGGGCCCUGAUGCUAGUGACCCAGUUGGGCAUGCCCCGUACUCUCCAUCGUAUCCUCCUGUCUCACCAGCUGCGGAAGACAUCAUCGGGCCUCUCAUAGAGGGAGGUAGCAACCGUGUUGAGCACGUGCCAUACUCGCCACCAUAUGCUCCAAUGUCGCCGGGGGCAUUGCCAUCCUCACAAGCUGUUGAUGCUUUGGUCGUCGAGGAUGGUGAUUCACAUGUACCAUACUCUCCACCGUAUGUUCCGGUGUCCUUAACCCAACAACUCCACAAUGAUCGCCCCAGUGGUGGAAGCCUGCUGCCUGCUGUUGCCGCCAGUCUCUAUGAAGCAACCAUGCAAACAGGUGAACCUUUGUCCCAGGAUGGUCCUUCGCAACGGGAGCUCUUUCGAUACCCAGAAGUUCGGUUGCGGAGAUUGAUUGAGUCUAGUCGUCGUUGGCCAAGUAGGAGGUUCAGAUCAACAGUUCCAUACAGGGCUGAACCUGAUUUCGGCAUAUCUUCCUUAGCAAUGGAGGAUCGCCUUCUGCAAGACAUCAUGACCACUGACAGAUCCGUGGGAACCUCUGCGACUCAUAAAGUGAGUGUUGAGAGUCUUAUUGCUAAGGAUUCAGAAGAGGAAAAGGAGGAGCAGGGUAGGGCUGCGGCUAACUUUGAGUGCAAUGUUUGUUUGGAUAUGGCUAGGGAUCCAGUUGUCACUUCUUGUGGUCAUUUAUUCUGUUGGCCGUGUUUGUAUCAGAGGCUGCAUGUCCACUGUGAUCAUAAAGAAUGCCCGGUGUGCAAAGGGGAGGUAACAGAGUCGAAUAUCACGCCUAUUUAUGGCCGGGGGAGUACUGAAACCGCGGCCAAGAAGAAGGGCGGGGAAGAUGGGGAUUCGAGUUUGAAGGUGCCCCCAAGACCCCAUGGGCAUAGGUUCGAGAGUUCGAGGCAACGGCAUCCCAGGCCGCUUUCAAGAAAAUUGGAUGGCGAAGAGAAACGGAACGGAAAUAGAUUGGAUGGCGAAGACUGA